This is a messenger RNA of Cladophialophora yegresii CBS 114405, 825 nucleotides long. RefSeq lists its product as uncharacterized. Gene Ontology annotation, cellular component: membrane. The transcript has 2 exons. The record is from RefSeq and is a predicted model, not a curated record. Lineage: Eukaryota; Fungi; Ascomycota; Eurotiomycetes; Chaetothyriales; Herpotrichiellaceae. Bases 1 to 825 code for a protein of 274 amino acids.
AUGGCAUCCAGCACCAAGUACCAGCCUGCUCCGCAGCGCGACUCGUUCGAUGAACAACACUACACCCAGGCCCCUCCCGGCUACCAGGCCGCCGGACCCAGCGAUGUCGGCUACGGCACGCCCAGGGCUGAGGACGACAAUGUCCCCGAUGACUUCAAGUUCGGCGGCUCCGUCUCUGAGGCGACCCUCGACAUCCGCAUGCAGUUCAUCCGCAAAGUCUACACCAUCCUCACAGUCCAGAUCCUUCUGACCGCCGGCUUAUCUUCCCUCUCCUUCUUCUCACUCAGCUACAGGACCUGGAUCCAAUCCAACAGCUGGAUGAUGUGGGUGUCGUUGUUCGGCGCCAUCGGCUUCAUGCUCCUCACGUUCUGGAAACGCAAGUCCUACCCGACAAAUAUGCUCUUCCUGGCGGGCUUCACAGCGUUGGAGGCAUACAGUAUCAGCGUCAUCACAUCCUUCUACGAGUCUCGCAUUGUCAUCGAAGCGCUGGUCAUCACGCUUGGCAUCUUCGUCUUCCUGACGGUGUUCGCUUGCCAGACCAAGUACGAUUUUACGAGCUGGAUGCCUUACCUGUUUGGCGCGCUGUGGAUCCUGAUCAUCUUUGGUUUCAUGGCUGCUUUCUUCCCUCACAGUUCGACCAUGGAGACUGUUUAUGGCGCUGUUGCUGCACUAAUCUUCAGCGGCUAUAUUCUGGUGGACACCCAAUUGGUUAUGAGACAUUAUCACGUCGAAGAGGAGAUUGCUGCGAGCAUCAGCCUGUAUCUGGAUGUUCUUAACCUGUUCUUGGCAAUCUUGAGGAUCUUGAACAGCCAGAACAACAACUAA